AUGACGGCUUUCUACUUUCGUGAGGGGGUUUGGUGUCCCCACACUGGUUGGCAGUGGUACCAACCCGGAGUGCCUUAGAUCCAUGCCUGCAUCACUGUUGAGGAUGUCCAGAUGAUGGCCAGAAUGGCCCGCAGGGGCCAGAGGAUUGAGGUGUGUCUUACUAUAGGAGCCCAAACACUGCCAGGUGUUGACUCAUACAACACUGUGGCUGAAAUCACGGAGAGUGAGCAUCCUAAACAGGGGGUGCUGCUCAGUGGUCAUCUGGAUAGCUGGGACGUUGGCCAGGGUGUUGUGGAUGAUGGAGACGGGGUUGUCAUUUCCUGGGAAGCUGUGAGACUGGGAGACUUAGGGCUGCGUCCCGAAAGAACACUGAGGAUGGUUCUGUGGGCCGCAGAGGAGACAAGGGGGGUGGGAGCUGCUCAGUACUUCCAACAGCACAAACUACACUUCCUUUCAAACUUUGACCCGGUGAUGGAGUCUGACCUGGACACCUUCAGUCCUCUGGGACUAGAGUUCACUGGCAGUGAUAAAGUUCGGGCAAUUAUGAAAGAAUUUAUGAAACUGUUGGCUGUCAUCAGUGUCAUGUCGCUUGAAGAACAUGGAGAGGGAACAGACAUUUACAUGUGGAUUAAGGCUGGGGUUCCAGGUCAGUUUCAUCUAGCACAAUUUAGUUCUGGAUCUUGUCUUGUGAUUGAUUGCAAUUAACAAAGUGAAACUGCAAAAUCCAUUUUAAAAGGACAGUUCACCCAAAUGUGAAAAUUACUAUUCAUCCUUGUGUCAUGCCAAACCAUAUCUUUCUUUUGUGAACAGAAAAUAUAGUAAAAGAAAUAUUUAUAUCAAGAGUAAGAGUUCUUACUAGAACCAGGAAGUAUGACCAUAUUAGCCCGGUCCUGUCCACACUGCACUGGCUACCUAUGAAACAUUGUAUAGAUUUUAAAAUAUUGCUUAUUACUUAUAAAGCCCUGAAUGGUUUAGCUCUUCAGUAUUUGAAUGAGCUCCUUUUACAUUAUACUCCUCUACGUCCGCUACGUUCUCAAAACUCAGGCAAUUUGAUAAUACCUAGAAUAUCAAAAUCAACUGCGGGCGGCAGAUCCUUUUCCUAUUUGGUGCCUAAACUCUGGAAUAACCUACCUAAAAUUGUUCGGGAGGCAAACACACUCUUGCAGUUUAAAUCUAGAUUAAAGACCCAUCUCUUUAACCUGGCAUACACAUAACAUACUAAUAUGCUUUUAAUAUCCAAAUCCGUUAAAGGAUUUUUAGGCUGCAUUAAGGAUUAAGGGGAAGUCGUGGCCUAAUGGUAAGAGAGUCGGACUCCCAAUCGAAAGGUUGUGAG
Carassius gibelio (silver crucian carp) is the source of this 1333-nucleotide messenger RNA. RefSeq names its product carboxypeptidase Q-like. The record is from RefSeq and is a predicted model, not a curated record. NCBI's taxonomy places the organism in Eukaryota, Metazoa, Chordata, Actinopteri, Cypriniformes, Cyprinidae. Gene Ontology annotation, molecular function: metallodipeptidase activity. Gene Ontology annotation, biological process: proteolysis; peptide catabolic process.